GGACGCAGAGGAAACAGAGGCGAAAUUAUACUUCUAUGAAAAGUGUGGCAUUCCGGGCGUGUUGUUUGCAAUAGAUGGCACACAUAUACAAAUGAUAAGACCAACAAGGAAUGAGCAUUUGUACUACAAUAGAAAACUGAAGCACAGUAUGAAUGCAAUGGUUAUGUGUGACCACAAGAUGAGAAUUAGAGCUGUUGACGCGCGAUACGGUGGUGCAUGCCAUGAUUCCCAUGUAUGGAACCUGUCCAGUGAGAGAAGGGCUUUAAAAGCUCGUUUUGAUAAUGGCGAGAGAGGGAUAUGGAGUCUUGGCGACUCAGGAUAUCCAUUGGAACCAUGGAUGUUAACUCCCUAUCGUAAUGCCGCCGAAAAUUCAGCGGAAGGCCGGUUUAAUCACUGCCAUGCCAAAGGACGGUCAAUCAUCGAACGAGUAUUUGGAAUAUUGAAAGGAAGGUUUCGAUGUCUUUUGGCAGCACGCGAGCUGCAUUAUACUCCGCAAAAGGUUUCAGCUAUAAUGAACGUUUGCUGCGCUUUGCACAACAUUCGUCUGCAAUUUAAAGCUGAGCUGCAACCUUCAGAAGUUUUUCCCACAGAAGAUGUACAUUUAUUAGAAACUGUGUAUAUGGUGGAAGCGGACAGUAGUACAGCAAAUAUUUCUAGGAACUUAAGAGAUGAAAUAAGAAACAGUUUAAUUGCAUAGGUGUAGCAAAAUAUUUUAUUAAUUCAAGUGUGUGUAUACAUAGUAGCUCAAAAUCAAAUCAUAAAGUGAUAUUUUAACAAUAUUCGCAAUGUUUUUAAUUCUGAAACUUUUUUGUAAAUAUUUUAAAAUAGUAUAGCUGAUUAUCUAAAAAAAUCGUAUAAAUCUAAGUUGUAAACUUGUGCCAAAAUUAGGAAAUAUCAACAAAUUUUCAUACAAAUUGCCAACUUUUUUACUAGAAUUUCUUGACAAAAAUUUGGCCUGUUAAACUUAAAUAUAAUGUGGAAGUUCUAAGUCCAUAAAAAAUUCCGUUGAUUUUUGAUAACUUUCUUUG
Messenger RNA from Rhagoletis pomonella (apple maggot), 1028 nucleotides. RefSeq names its product putative nuclease HARBI1. The coding region runs from base 92 to 697 and encodes 201 amino acids. NCBI's taxonomy places the organism in Eukaryota, Metazoa, Arthropoda, Insecta, Diptera, Tephritidae. The transcript is spliced from 3 exons. The record is from RefSeq and is a predicted model, not a curated record.